AAAACUCACAGCGCAUAUCCAUUCGCCUCCCUUUUUGUCCCUAAAAAUCGAAACCGACCCAUUCUCUCGCACUCGCGGUGCAGCUGCUGCGAAGAAGACGACGAUCUCGGCAAUGGUGUUCGCCUCUCUAAGGCCUGCGCCGUCUCUUCACCUUCCACCCAAGAACUACUCCACCAUCAAACAAAAAACCCUAAUCGGAGUUGGCGACGACGAUCUCCAGUCGAGAGGCAAACAACAACAAGCAAGUCUCACAUGCAAAAUAUCGCGCAGAGAUGCAAUGCUAUGCAUUCCGGCCGCCUUGGUCGCGCCCUUCAUACCGACUGGUCCCGCCGAGGCUCUCUCUCGGAAGGCAGAAAACAAGAGAAAGGUCAGGGAGAAGCUCGAGAAGCUGCGCGAGAAGGCGGGAGUGACGAAAGAGAAGACCGAAUCGAGUCCCGAAAAGAAGGAAAAACUGAGUCCGAACAGUCUCACUGUACUACCUCUGGUCGAGGCAUCUCUGUGAUGGAGUGCUUUUAUUCAUCUUCGUAACACUUAAAUUGAGUUAAUGUUACUCUGCUAGGAUUUCUCACACUUUCUAAUGCUACGCUGGCUUCAUUGGCUUUGUCAUUUAUCCCCAGAACAAAACUUGAAUGAAAAAAUUUGAUAACUCUUUUACGGCAAAAUCUGAAGAUGCUGCUUGUAUUAUCA
Messenger RNA from Ananas comosus (pineapple), 687 nucleotides. RefSeq lists its product as uncharacterized. The transcript is spliced from 2 exons. Lineage: Eukaryota; Viridiplantae; Streptophyta; Magnoliopsida; Poales; Bromeliaceae. The record is from RefSeq and is a predicted model, not a curated record. Bases 113 to 502 code for a protein of 129 amino acids.